AUGGGAUGCCACCCCCACGGACUCUUCAGUAUUGGCGCUUUCACUCAUUUGUGUACUUCAUCGACUGGCUUUUCUGAAAAAUUUCCUGGUUUAAAACCAAAUUUACUUACUUUGAAUGGACAAUUUUGGUUUCCUUUUAGACGAGAAAUUGGGAUUGGAUUAGGUGUAGAGUCUUCCGCAAAAAGUCUUCGUUUUGUUUUAAAUAAUCCAAAAGGGGGAGCUCUUGCUGGAAUUGUUAUUGGCGGGGCUGAGGAAGUUUUGGAUUCGAAGCCGGGAAGUACCGAUUUGAAUCUGAUGAGGAGACUUGGAUUUUGCAGAAUUGCUCUAGAGACUGGAGCUUCACUAGUGCCAUCCUACAGUUUUGGAGAGAAUGACGUUUAUGAGCAAUAUACACAUCCCCGAGGUUCCCAAAUUAGAAAAAUACAGGUUUUUUAA
Meloidogyne enterolobii is the source of this 435-nucleotide messenger RNA. NCBI's taxonomy places the organism in Eukaryota, Metazoa, Nematoda, Chromadorea, Rhabditida, Meloidogynidae. The record is from the annotation of a GenBank genome assembly.